Molecule: messenger RNA, 1227 nt
Organism: Akanthomyces muscarius
Lineage: Eukaryota; Fungi; Ascomycota; Sordariomycetes; Hypocreales; Cordycipitaceae
Exons: 6
Coding region: 1-1227 (408 amino acids)
Molecular function (GO): FMN binding; oxidoreductase activity
Source: RefSeq, a predicted model, not a curated record
AUGACUUUGAAGAACUGUCACGCUAGUACGCCGCUAAAGCUUCCGUGCGGUUUAAUGCUGAAAAAUCGCCUCGUCAAGACCGCUAUGUCUGAAAGUAUGGCGAUUAACUUUCAACCAACUCAGCAGCACUCGAAAAUGUACAGCAAGUGGGCUUCAGGAGGCUGGGCAAUGCUAAUCACCGGGAACAUUAUGGUCGAUGUUAAUCAUCUCGGAUCCAUGAGGGAUGUUGCUGUCUCUGGAGCCGAAACGAGCAUAAUCCGAAACUGGGGAGUCUGGGGGGAAGCAGCUCAGACUUACGACUGCUGUGUCAUUGCUCAACUAAACCAUCCUGGUCGACAGUCGCCGAUUGGAGCUGGGAAUAGGCGACUCUUCUCCAAAACACUUGCCCCUAGCGCUAUUGCAAUGAAUCUCGGAAAUAGUUGCCUUGCUGGCCUAGCUGGUGCUGUGGUAUUUGGUACACCGAAAGAAAUGACCCAACAAGACAUUGAAGCGGUCAUUUCCCAAUUUGCCAAUGCGGCAAGGCUGGCAUCAUUGGCUGGGCUGCAGGGUGUCGAGAUCCACAUGGGACAUGGCUUUCUGCUCUCCCAAUUUGCCUCACAGGCAAGUAAUACCCGCCAGGAUGUGUUCGGUGGCUCAGCAACCCAACGUGUGGAGCUGACUUUGCGAAUCAUCCGCGCCGUCAGAGAUCUUGUUCCCAGAUCAUUCUGUGUUGGCGUGAAGAUGAACGCGGCGGAUUAUAUGGAGAGCGAUGCUGCCGUCGAUAUGUUGGAACAGGUGCGAGUUCUCCAGAAGGAGCAAGUUGACUACCUGAACCUUAGUGGCGGAUCCUUUGAAAACCCACAAAUGAUGAGCAACGACCAGUCCCUGGCAGGGCGACCCAUGAAGACAGCACGCACUCAGGCUCGUGAGGGCUUCUUUAUAGAAGCAAGCAAGCGAAUUCGCGCAGAAUUUCCCGACUUGGUAAUUAUUCUGACGGGCGGAUUUCGCAGCCGACCUGGCAUCCAGGCUGCAUUGGAAAGUGGAGCUUGUGAUCUUGUAGGCAUUGGCAGACCGGCUAUCAAAUAUCCUCACCUACCCAAAGAUAUCGUCUUUAAUAGUCAUCUGCCAGAUGACGAAGCCCGGUUUGACAUUGACCUGGUAAACCGGACAUGGCUAGCAUCGUAUAUUCCACCCGUUGGCGCAGGAGUAGAAACUAAAUACUGGGCAACCAAAAUGAGAAACAUUUAG